Molecule: messenger RNA, 1341 nt
Organism: Argentina anserina (silverweed cinquefoil)
Lineage: Eukaryota; Viridiplantae; Streptophyta; Magnoliopsida; Rosales; Rosaceae
Product: bidirectional sugar transporter NEC1-like
Exons: 6
Coding region: 100-996 (298 amino acids)
Biological process (GO): carbohydrate transport
Cellular component (GO): membrane
Molecular function (GO): sugar transmembrane transporter activity
Source: RefSeq, a predicted model, not a curated record
GGUCUCUAUCAGUGUCUUAGCGCUAGCUUUCCCUAGCUCAAAUACCCAGUUUGAGAGGUCACUACUGAAGAGCUAGCUUUACUUCUCUUCACCCCAACAAUGGCACCACUCAAUUUUCAUCUGAUGACCUCUAUAUUUGGGAUUCUGGGUACCGUCGGCUCGUUCCUCGUUUACCUAGCUCCAAUACCAACAUUCUAUUGGAUAUACAAGAAAAAAUCAACAUUUCAGUUCCCAUCUCUACCCUACUCAGUGGCAUUGUUUAGCGCCAUGUUGACGCUCUACUAUGCCUUCCUCAAGACAAAUUCUAUGAUAAUCAUCACGAUAAAUUCAAUUGGCAUCUUAAUUGAAACCGGAUAUCUUGUACUGUUCUUGAUUUAUACACCACCACAAUCCAAGAUCUACACAGCAAAAUUUUUCGGCCUUUUCAAUUUUUUGGGCUUUGGAGUGGUCGUAUUGAGUACAUGUCUCAUCCCAAAUGAUGUUAUGCGGUUGAAAAUCGUCGGAUGGGUUAAUAUCGUGUUUGGUGUUGGUGUAUUUGCUGCUCCUCUUAUUGUUUUGAAAGACGUUAUCAAAACAAAGAGUGUCGAGUUUAUGUCGUUCUCGUUGUCAUUAAGCUUAACGCUAUGUGCUGUCCUGUGGUUCUUCUAUGGCCUUCUAAUAAGAGAUGUAUUCAUAGCGGCACCGAACAUUUUGGGGUUUAUAUUCGGGGUUGUGCAGAUGAUCAUGUUCUGCAUCUACCGGAAGAGCACCAAGAAGGCUGGCUCACCGGAUUCUUGUCAAAAAGAUCAGAUACUAAACACAACCAUGGUUUCUGUUCCGGUGAAUACUGACAUGAAAGUAGCAAUGGCGGUAAUAGACAUCAAUACUCAAAUUCAAUCAAAAACAGGGGAUGCAAAGAAGAGUUCUGGGACUUGUGAUAUUGAGAACCAACAACCAGAGCAGGCGCGGCUAGAUGACAAGCUCACCAACGACACUGCCGUGGGACUCACACUGUAACCGACAAGACCUCAGCCAAAAACAAAAAACUAAAAAGAACAUCUCCUAAACGAUUCGAGCUAUAUGUUUCCAGCGUCUAUAUAUGUGCAUCCAGUGUAGUGGCGUAUGAGUAUUCCAUUUGUAAAUCGAAGGGCGCAAAGUUCAUCAAUAUCAGCUAUUGUCAUAAAUCGAAGACGAGGCCGCAGGCCCAACCAGUGUGAUUGUGUUGAGUAUGUAAAUGAAAUUUCGUUGUCCGAAAUAAUGCAUAGUUAGAGUGCGUUUUCCUGUUUUAUCACCCAUUGGCCAUUGUAGCUAGCUAGCUAGGAUAAAUAGGGAUUUCAACAAUGAAAUAAUAUACGUACUCAA